Molecule: messenger RNA, 918 nt
Organism: Durusdinium trenchii
Lineage: Eukaryota; Dinophyceae; Suessiales; Symbiodiniaceae
Source: the annotation of a GenBank genome assembly
CGUUUCUGCAGGAGUUUUGUGUUUGAAAGCCGAAAGUAUCCCGCCAUGGCAGAGGAGACAGGUGCGAUCUUCGGAAUUGCUUUGGUGCAGCCGUCGCUGAAGCCGGCCGAUUUGGCCCUGGAGAAUGUUCGAUUCCAACAGCCAGAGCUGCAAGAGAUUCAGAUUGAAGAAGCAGAACCAGAUUUUGGCGCACAAUGGACCGCUGAGGAGAAUUUUGGAUAUCGCAAUUCAUAUGAGUCCUGGACUCGAUACACAGAGGACGACCCAGAGGCAGGUGCAGGGCUGUUUGUUUCACCAAGAACUGGAAAAGAGUUGAAGUUUGCCAUCGUCAAAGUCAGCAACCCAGCUGUGCCUGCCCUAUGUCAGAUUGCACAGGUGGCACUGGCUUUGAUCGACAUGGGUUCUGGGCAAAACCUUCUGGGUCUCGUAGCGCAAAGGAUAGCAGCGCCCGUCUUUGUUAGCAGCUAACCACACGCGAAUUUGCCAUCACGGUUUUGCCACGUUCUCAUGUGGUGUGGUUCGUAGCCGCACAAGGAGGGGGCAGUGUUAGUUGUGAUGAGCCUGUUCGAUGUGUUCAUAUCGACGUGUUCACAUCAUCAUCAGGUAUGCGCAGGGCUUGAUAAGAUCAAGAGAACCCACGAGAAAACGCCCUCUCAUAUUUUGAGGACAAACCAUGCUGAAUUGGCAAGGAGCAUCGGAGUCUCAUCCAAUCAUGGGGCUGCGCCAUUUGUAGUCGUAGGGGCCAGAUUGGAGCCGCACCGGCUGAUGGCCAGGCGCGAGUUUCAUUAGGUUCCACGCUUCACAUCUCCAGCAAAGGCUUUUGUACAGGCUGCAACACGCUGGACAGAGUUCUGGGUGACGCACAGCCCUGAUCUUUCACUCAGCAAAUCCCUUCGGGCCACUGUGGCAUAAACCGCA